AUUGUCAAAUCGUUCCCACAUCUCCAUCAUCCAAAUCGCAUCCUUUCUCCUCCUCCUACACGUACGUUGGUGCCCCAGCUGGAACAAAAAUCCGCGUUUUAUUCCUCAACUCUUCUUCCGUCCGUGUGUGUGUCCCGACUCCUAAAAGCUCAGCUCAGCUGGUGCUUGCUCCGAUCAUUCGUCAACUCUUCCUGCCUGCGUGCGUGCGUGCGUGCGUGAUUCAGUGGCUGAGAGCUUAGCCUUGGUGCUUCGAUCGAUCAUGGCGGGCGUGGCCGUGGCGCGGCCGCUGCUGCUUCUGCUGCUGCUCGCCGUCGUCGGGCUUCCGGCGGCCUGGGCGCUCGGGGUGAACUGGGGCACGAUGGCGUCGCACCAGCUGCCGCCCAGCACCGUGGUGCGGAUGCUGCAGGACAAUGGCAUCAGGAAGGUGAAGCUGUUCGACGCCGACGCGGAGCCGCUGGGCGCGCUCGCCGGCUCCGGCAUCGAGGUCAUGGUGGCCAUCCCCAACAACAUGCUCGACAUGAUGACCGACUACGACACCGCCAGGGAGUGGGUGCACAAGAACGUCAGCGCCUACAACUUCGACGGCGGCGUCAACAUCCGAUACGUUGCCGUCGGGAAUGAGCCGUUUCUGUCGUCCCUGAAUGGCACGUUUCUGAACGUCACGUUCCCGGCCCUGCGCAACAUCCAGCAGGCGCUCGACGAGGCCGGCGUCGGCGACACCGUCAAGGCCACCGUGCCGUUGAACGCCGACGUGUACGAGUCCCCAAAGGACAACUCGGUGCCGUCGGCCGGGCGGUUCCGGCCGGAGAUCGCCGGCCUGAUGACGGAGAUCGUGCAGUUCCUGAACCAGAGCGGCGCGCCCUUCACCGUCAACAUCUACCCCUACCUCAGCCUCUACGGCAACGACGACUUCCCGCUCGACUUCGCCUUCUUCGACGGUGCCAGCAGCCCCGUGGUCGACGGCAGCAUCCAGUACACCAACGUGUUCGACGCCAACUUCGACACCCUGGUGUCGGCGCUCGCCAAGGCCGGCGUGGGCGGCCUGCCCGUGGUCGUCGGCGAGGUGGGUUGGCCGACCGACGGCGAGAAGCACGCCACGGCCGCCUACGCGCAGCGCUUCUACGCGGGGCUGUUCCGCAAGCUGGCGGGCAACGCCGGCACGCCACUGCGGCCCAACCAGUACAUGGAGAUCUACCUCUUCAGCCUGAUCGACGAGGACGUGAAGAGCAUCGCGCCGGGCAACUUCGAGCGCCACUGGGGCGUGAUGCGCUACGACGGCCAGCCCAAGUACGCCAUGGACCCGACGGGGCAGGGCCGGAACACGGCGCUGACGGGGGCCAGGGGCGUGGACUACCUCCCGCGGGCGUGGUGCGUCCUCAACACCAACUCGCCGCCGGAGAACAUGAGCAGGCUCGGCGACAACGUCGGCUACGCCUGCACCAACGCCGACUGCACCUCGCUCAGCUACGGGUCGACGUGCAACGGCAUGGACGCCGCCGGCAACGCCUCCUACGCAUUCAACACCUACUUCCAGAUGCAGGACCAGGGCGAGGAGGCGUGCGGCUUCGACGGGCUCGCCGUGCGCACGCGGCAGGACCCCUCCACCGGCACAUGCAACUUCACCAUACAGCUCGAGAACACCUCCGCGGCGGCGGGGCGCCGGCGCGGGCCGGCAGCAUUAACCUUGACGAUGGCCUUGGUUCUUGUUGCGGCCAUGGUGACCGCGCUCUGAGUCCGAAUCUGAAACUGAAUCUGAUUGAUGCGGUGCUAGUUAGUAAUUGGAAGCAAUUAAUGACAACAGCUAGCUAGAGGUUACACGCUUGUAGUUGUAGAUAUUCUUUUCGUUUGUAUUUACGUUAGUCACGUGUGUGUUAAGAUUGUGCAGAGGCGUCUACUGUAGUAGUACGAUCACACGAGGCCACAGACCACGGGAUUCCAUGGCUUUAUAUAGAUAUACAGUCUAUCCAA
Messenger RNA from Hordeum vulgare subsp. vulgare (domesticated barley), 1968 nucleotides. Its product is annotated as glucan endo-1,3-beta-glucosidase 8-like. The transcript has 2 exons. The record is from RefSeq and is a predicted model, not a curated record. Gene Ontology annotation, molecular function: hydrolase activity, hydrolyzing O-glycosyl compounds. NCBI's taxonomy places the organism in Eukaryota, Viridiplantae, Streptophyta, Magnoliopsida, Poales, Poaceae. Gene Ontology annotation, cellular component: plasma membrane. Gene Ontology annotation, biological process: carbohydrate metabolic process. The coding region runs from base 260 to 1732 and encodes 490 amino acids.